ACGAAAUUCGAUUUCUGGAGGAAACAGAUGGCGUUAGAAACUCGGCCGUCCCAAGCCCUCGAUACAGUUCAUACAGAUGUUCUAUCACAAGCAAGAUUAGCUUGCUACAAGGCGCGGGAUGCUUUCUAUACUUGUCUAGAGGAACAAUCGAACAAGAAACCCACAGAAAUUGCGUCGGUAGGGCUGCUUUACCCAGUCGAAUGCAAGCAAAGUAGGGAGGCCUAUGUGAAGCAGUGCAGACCCACUUGGGUGAAGCAUUUUGAUCGGCAGUAUUGUCAGAAGAAGAGGGUUAAUAGGCUUUUGGAUGACAAUGAGUCGAGGAGAGGAGGCUAAAGAUUGGCCCCUUGAUGAUGAGGAGGACUGGAGAGUCGACAACAUUUUAGUUAUCGUCAUAACUUUGUAGGUACCUCUCCUGUUAAACUUUCGAGAGAAAGAGAAGUUGUCAUGGAUAAACCUGAAGUAUGUUGGUUUAGGUUUGUUUUGGUGUUUACAUCUAAGUUUGAUGGAAAGCUUGUUUGAUCAUCAAAAUUGAAAGAGAUAAGUCCCAGUUUCUGUUGGUCGUAUUUAGAGGAACUAUUUGUAGAUUUUGGUUCUAUCUGCCGCUAGAAUUCUGUCAAUGUGCUUAUUUAAGGAACUAUUCAGGCCCAGAUUCUCCGGUUCCUACCUCCUUUCGUUGUACACUCGACAUAUAUAAUGAUGAAUAGAUCACGAGAUUGACUGAA
Messenger RNA from Salvia splendens (bonfire salvia), 722 nucleotides. RefSeq names its product Cytochrome c oxidase, subunit Vib family protein. The record is from RefSeq and is a predicted model, not a curated record. Bases 28 to 333 code for a protein of 101 amino acids. Gene Ontology annotation, cellular component: mitochondrion. The transcript has 4 exons. Lineage: Eukaryota; Viridiplantae; Streptophyta; Magnoliopsida; Lamiales; Lamiaceae.